Messenger RNA from Saxophila tyrrhenica, 1050 nucleotides. RefSeq lists its product as uncharacterized. Lineage: Eukaryota; Fungi; Ascomycota; Dothideomycetes; Mycosphaerellales; Extremaceae. The record is from RefSeq and is a predicted model, not a curated record. Bases 1 to 1050 code for a protein of 349 amino acids. The transcript is spliced from 2 exons. Gene Ontology annotation, cellular component: membrane.
AUGGCGCUCCCCGUCAUCACCUCCCUCGCCGACUGCGCCGACUUCUCCAAGACCGUCGAGCCCUACAUCCCCCAACUCUACGCCUUCCCCUCGAACUUCGCAAACGCGAUCACGAACCCAGAAGCAUUGAAACACCUCUACCUCACCACCAACCCGAUAAUCUCCGGCCUGGCCUUCUCCAUCGCCACCUUCCCCAUCUUCUUCAUCGUCGCGGAGAUCAACAAGAAUUAUAGCCAGGUGGAUCGGGUAUGGAGUAUCCUGCCUACCAUAUACCACAUCCACUAUGCGGUCUGGGCGCGGCUCAACGGCAUGCCGACGCAGCUGGUCGAUAACGUGCUGGCCUUCAGCGUGGUCUGGUCGACCCGUCUGACGUUCAAUUACUGGCGACGCGGCGGGUAUCAGGUCGGCAGCGAGGACUACCGCUGGAAGAUCAUCCAGGACAAGAUUGGGAGCUUCGCGUUCGUGAUCUUGAACGUGCUGUUCAUCUCGACCGCGCAGAUCAUCCUCCUCCAAGCAGUCACAACCCCCACCUACCUCCUCCUCCUCACCUCGCGCCUGCACCCCACCCUCUCCACCCCGGACGCCCUCUUCGCCCGCUCCCUCCUGCUCCUCGUCGUGGUCGAAUACUUCGCCGACCAACAACAAUGGAACUACCACGCUGCCAAGGCCCAAUACGCCUCCACUGCCAAGGUCCCGCAAGGCUGGACCCGCGCGCAAAUGGAUCGCGGCUUCAACACUACAGGGCUGUGGAAGUUCUCUCGCCACCCGAAUUUCGCCGCCGAGCAGAUGAUAUGGGUGACGCUGUAUGCGUGGGGCGCCUGGAGAACGGGGAGUUAUGUGAAUUGGACGGCGGCGGGGGUGGUGGGGUAUCUUGGGGUGUUUGCGGGGAGUACGCCGAUUACGGAGAGGAUUUCCAAGGGCAAGUAUCCGGAGUAUGAGGUUUAUCAGAGGAGGGUGGGGAAGUUUUUGCCGUUGGGGUUGGGGUGGACGGAGGAGGCGGAGGAGGAGGGGAAGAGGGUGGGUGAGAAGAGGGGGAAGAAGAAGCAGUGA